Pelobates cultripes (western spadefoot toad) is the source of this 4115-nucleotide messenger RNA. Lineage: Eukaryota; Metazoa; Chordata; Amphibia; Anura; Pelobatidae. The record is from the annotation of a GenBank genome assembly.
GGUUACGUCACUUGAAGGGGGGAAAAACGAACUGACACCGGGAUAACGGGGAGUAGAGCGGAUAUCCGGAUUGUUGGAUGAAGGAGGAGGUAACCGAGCUGCGUUUCCCCUCAGUUACAGAGUGUCCGCUCUGUGUAUCCUGUUUCACGAUAGCCAUGCAGUCAGCGGGUUUAUGUGAUUACAGUUAGCGAGAUACCCGAUAGCUGCCUCAGGUAUUCACUAAACCGCGAACUGGGGACAACUGACCACAGAAUAAUGAAUAACUAACUGGUAAAAUAAAUAAAUGAUGCUUGGAGUGUUCAUUUGAAUUGCUGCAGGGUGUAUAUUAGAUUACCAUUCCUUCCUUAUUGAUGGUCACUGGCCAAAUGUACUAACGGAAGGGCUACCUAGUGAGGAAAAUAACAAGAACUCGGACCUAGCAUUGUCUAGCAGCUCUAACCCAUUCAUUGUUAUGUCAAUUUUACAGAUGUACCCAUUGUCUGAUACUUACACAUCACUUUGUAAUGUUUGCCCCUUUCUUGGUUAACAAGUUUAAACCCCAUAUUUACAUCUCCGUCUUCUCGUAGAUUUGCAGCUGCCAUACAACUACAAGACUUUCUGCGACAGUGCAAUUAAUGUGUUUCCUGUGCUCCUACCUGCUUUUUUUCUUGCUGUGCAUUUUCCACCAUUGUCUGUGGCACCAUGUGGUUCCUGGUUUUCUGUCCUCUAAGUGCUGAUGCCUCGUAGGAAACGCAUUGCAUAUAACCCACGUAAAACUCAGCUGGUGUUUUUAGAAAGCCCAAAGCCAGGUCAACUCCAUGAAUAUGGGCCUCACCCAGAAAAGACAGACCCUGUAUGUGUACCAACAAGGCCCCUGGAUGAGAGUACAUCAGUCUCCUGGGUAAGUAAUGAAAAAUGCAUGCAGUAAGAAGAACUUUUGUGAGUUUGUAAUAUACUGCAUUUUCCCUCUUACCAGUGUCUGCUAGAUUAAAGGACCACUAUAGUGCCAGGAAAGCAUACUCGUUUUCCUGGCACUAUAGUGCCCAGAGGGUGCCCCCACCCUCAGGGUUCCCCUCCCGCCCGGCUCUGGAAGGGGGAAAGGGGUUAAAUCUUACCUUUUUCCAGCGCUGGGCGGAGAGCUCUCCUCUGAUCCUCCUCCUCUCCUCCCCGUCGGCUGAAUGCGCACGCGCGGCAAGAGCUGCGCGCACAUUCAGCCGGUCGCAUAGGAAAGCAUUAUCAAUGCUUUCCUAUGGACGCUUGCGUGCUCUCACUGUGAUUUUCACAGUGAGAAGCACGCAAGCGCCUCUAGCGGCUGUCUCAUUGAGGAUUUGGGGUAAGGCUUAACCCAUUCAUAAACAUAGCAGUUUCUCUGAAACUGCUAUGUUUAUAAAAGAAUGGGUUAACUCUAGAAGGACCUGGCACCCAGACCACUUCAUUAAGCUGAAGUGGUCUGGGUGCCUAGAGUGGUCCUUUAAUUGACCAGUGAGUAGCUCUAAACUACCUUGGUUAUUCUUGGCACUCUGCUAUUGGCUAGUGAAAAUUAACCCCCUGGUGUGUCAUAGAUCCCCCAGACUUGCAGUGGCAAGCUUUGAGAGACAGGGUAGUUGGUAGUAUUCUUUAUUGUAGAAAUAAAAACAAAAUUGCUGUCUGAGGAGGUGGAAACAGAGCCAUCGGAGGGUCCUCAUUGCUGGAAUCAGGUAAGUGUUUAAAAGAUCUUUAACACUUUGCUGCCUAACACAUGCUCUGAAGAUAUUUACAGAUUAUUAUUUUUAAAUGGUUAUGCACGGUAAGCGAGGAUGCUGAGAUAACCAAGUCUCACAUGCCCUACAGACCAGCUAUGUUCGGGGAAAAGUCACCAAACAGACAAGAGUACCAGAGCAGGGAAUCUCUCAAAUCUGUUUGGGAGAAAUUCCCCGAACAUAGACCAGCUCUCUAACGUGGCAAAUUCAAGUCAGAGUUUUCAUUAUGCAGGUAAGUCGCAAAGGAAUACCUGUAGAAAAAUUAUUUGUAUUAUAGGAAUUGGUGAAAGACUGUGCUUCAGUAGAUAGAACCGAAAAUUCUUUGAGUGAAGGACUCGCAUAAAGCUAAAUUUAUUGUAUGAAUAUACAUACAGGUGUUCACGGAGUUCCCCUCACAAGUAGUAAGCUGGAGGUGCACCCUUACUGCAGAAGUGUGCACUUUGAGCUAAUAAAAAGAAGGCAUAUUAUGUAUUCAACAAGACAGACAAGAUGGCAAUCUUCAUAGAGUUGGGUAACCGAGAAUAUUAACCAAAUCAAGUCCCAACCACCAUGCUAAUUGUAUGUUGUAUGGUUUUUGUAAUGAUACCUAAUAUAAAAGAUGUAUAGUGGCAAGCAACUCUGCUAGAUUUUGUAGUUUAACAUUUAUCUUGUCACAUUUUUAUUUUUGCACAAAAUUUUGGUAUUAUUACUAUUUCACAUUAAAACCAAUACGAAUUUGGGAAACCAUGUGGAGCUCAUUUAUUAUAUUUAAUUUCCCUAGAUCUCAGAUCAAUGGCAGCCUAUGCCAAUUUUCAAAUUUGUUCUCACUGUAAAUUUACAGCAAGGUGAUUUGUUUCAUUUUAUUUUAAGUGGAGAUUACUUUACAUUUAUUAUGAAUUUAGUUUUGAAUAACACUGUCCUGCACUGCUGGAUUAACUCGCUCUGUUCACUUAUUUAUUUUUCUUUUAUUCUUUCUCUCACUCUCUCUUUUUUUCCCCUUCAUUAUAGGUAUCUCCUCAGUUUGAUCAAAACGAGCCUCUACAUUUCCCAGGCCGUCGCUGUCCACAACACACAUCCAUCAACAGCACCAUACACAACAAAUCCAGGAAUACAAGUUGCAUUAGAAGCAGAGCAACUGCAUGUAAAUUUCCCACUUUGUCAUUCACGAGCAAAGCAACCUCUGAAAAAAGACAGACCAGAUCUGUUUGUUCAAGAAAAAAAUCUGCAUUACCAAUGUGUAUAGAAUCUAGGGUAGUUGUAUUACCACAGUCUCCCAUUCCCCAGGAAAGUUCAUAUAACAGAACCCUAAGUCCUCCAGAUCUGCUGACUCCAGAUAAAAGUUUACAAUGUAUACAAAGCAUGCAACUCUCGAAUAAACAUCGAACACCAAUUAUAAAUGAAAAGUCCGAUCAGCGUGACAGGCUCAACGACUCACAAGUAGGAGACUCCGUUCAGGUGCUAGCAGAAGACACUCCAGAACAUCAAUAUGGAAUGCGUGUCACAUGGAGGAGGCGGGAACGAUUCAUGAGAUAUUUGAAAGAACGCGGAAGACUCGAGAACAGUCAGAUUUUGGUGAAGAAAUGAGAACGGGCAUUUGACAGAGCAUUGCCAGCAUAUUAGGGUCAUUUGCACAUGUUGACUGAAUUGCAGCGUAUUCACGGAUAUUAGUGAGCAGAAUUCACUAAUCACAGGAUUCUCGUAGGCUUUUGAACAGGGAAUAUUGGUCUGUCCAUUGUACUCUGUGGGAUCUUGGCAGCAAAUACAUAAUGACUUUUAACUGACCUCUACUAUGGUCACUAAACAUAUGAGCCUGAUCUGCUGAAGAUACACAUGCACACAGUGAUUUGUCUCAUUUACAUUACACAAUGAUGAACUUCACAGAGUGGUGGACUAUAUCUCAUUGUAAACAGGAAAGCCUUGAACCUCUUACAAAAUGUCCUAUAGAAUGCAGGCAAGCUUUUGAUAAUGUAUGAAAUUGAUAGGUCUUACUCAGUUAUGGGCUGCCUAUGGUAUCCCAGUUAUGACUUGGCAACAACUUCAGUCCCAAAUUAUGUCAUCACCGGUCUACGUUAAUACUCCAAAAUAAUUACUGUAUUUUGUGUGUAACCAUUUAACACACCAUGCACUUAAGUAUAUUUUGUACUGCUUACAUUUCCACUUUGUAAAUAUACAUUUCUUUUGGUGUAUAGUUUAAAUAAACAGGUGAUGGCUUAUGAAUAUGUGAUUUGCACUGCUUUCAUGGGAUUGAGAGUGCAUGCCAUACUUUGUGUGUCGUGAGAAUUAUGUGUUUAUAUAUGGGAUAAUAAAAUCAAUUCAAUUCAUGCUUCUCAAACAAACUGUCUAAUAAAUCUGUAUUUGUGGUUUUAUGAUAAACUCUAUGUGACCGUUUAGAACCUAGCUAGCAGCAUGAAAUGUGCC